This is a messenger RNA of Myiozetetes cayanensis, 1557 nucleotides long. It is a transcript of the gene CLDN20, whose product is annotated as claudin 20. Gene Ontology annotation, molecular function: structural molecule activity. Bases 387 to 1046 code for a protein of 219 amino acids. Gene Ontology annotation, cellular component: bicellular tight junction; plasma membrane. Gene Ontology annotation, biological process: cell adhesion; bicellular tight junction assembly. Lineage: Eukaryota; Metazoa; Chordata; Aves; Passeriformes; Tyrannidae. The record is from RefSeq and is a predicted model, not a curated record. The transcript has 2 exons.
CUGGACAUCAUUAUGUAUUUAGGACUAAGGGCCUCUGUCUGUUUUAUUCCAUAAUCUCUUUGCUUUCCCUUACUGAGUGUUUUUCAAACAAAACUCAUUAAACAAAGUACUCCUUUAUUCUCGGGUAGAUGGAACUAAGAGAGAGAACAAACAGCAGUAAUGCACUUGCUGUAGAGAACAGAAAAAAAAACAUUCCAAGAAAUUUUGUUAAUACAUGCCAAUGCAGUUUUAUAUGAGAAGGGAUAGUUCCAUUCAAGAGAAACUGCAUUUUCCAGGACAUCUGCCGUGAAGAAAACAUCUCAGACCUCACAUCCAGCAAGGGCUACAGCUUGGCACUCAUUUUCUCGAGAGAAAGGGCAGACAAAAGGUGACAGCAGAUAAUCAUCAUGGCAUCAGCAAGUCUGCAGUUCUUUGCUUUUAUUCUGGCUUUGUUUGGUGUUUUUGGAGAUAUUGCGGCCACCUUGCUACCAAACUGGAAGGUAAAUGCAGAUGUUGGCUCCAAUAUCAUAACAGCUAUAACACAGAUGCAAGGACUUUGGAUGGACUGCACGUGGUACAGCACUGGGAUGUUUAGCUGUACCCUGAAAUACUCCAUUCUCUCUCUCCCCGUCUACAUCCAGGCUGCACGGACCACCAUGGUACUGUCUUGUAUCCUAUCAGCAUUUGGGAUCUGCAUCACUACAGUUGGAAUGAAAUGCACCAAGUUGGGAGGGGACAGUGACAGCAAAAGUCACGCUUGUUUUGCUGGAGGAAUCUGCUUCAUUCUUGCAGGAAUCUGUGGAUUAGUACCAACAUCCUGGUACACAAGAGAAAUUAUUUCAAAUUUUCUGGACCAGACCAUUCCAGAGAGCAGUAAACAUGAACCAGGAGCAGCAGUUUAUACAGGAUUCAUUUCAGCAGGUUUUCUGCUUAUCGCAGGUGUGAUUUUCUGCACUUCCUGUUUUAACAAGCAGCAAGGAGGAUGGAUUUACCCUCCAAAGCAGCACCAUUUUCCAUCCGCAGAACAGGAGAGUAAUGCAGGUUACAACCUGAAGGACUACGUGUAAAUAGUUAUUCUAUCCACUCAAGGUUUUUUUUGUGUGCUAAGUGUAGUUUGAUUAUUUCAAAGAAUGUAUAACCGAGAACUUAACUUUUCCUGCAUCUGGGUUGCAGUAAUGUUUAUGCAAGGUAUUUAAUUCACAGGGGCAACCACAAAAAGGAAAGAAGUAGAAAAUUAUACUUGUCUGCUACAAAAGUACUUUAUUUUGCUGAUUUUUCAAACCAUGCUUUCUGACUUUCCACGUAGCAUUUACUAAAGAAAAAGGAACUAUUUUCAAACAUAACUGACUGUACAAUUAAGGUACCGAUGUCUUGUUAUAGGAAAGAUGAUUAAAAACUAACUGCUUUCUAUUUAGAGAAUCAGGCUUUCAAUUAUGUAACAUUUUAUGGUGUAUUUUACACUUUCAUCUCUAUCUUCAUUAUGAUGCAAGGAAAAGAAGCCCAAACAUUAUUUGUCCAAGAAGCCCAAUUCAAAGGUUUUUAAAAAGCAGACACAUCUGCCUUUCAUUUUCAAUUGUA